This is a messenger RNA of Zingiber officinale, 1907 nucleotides long. Its product is annotated as SRSF protein kinase 1-like. The record is from RefSeq and is a predicted model, not a curated record. The transcript has 4 exons. The coding region runs from base 200 to 1525 and encodes 441 amino acids. NCBI's taxonomy places the organism in Eukaryota, Viridiplantae, Streptophyta, Magnoliopsida, Zingiberales, Zingiberaceae. Gene Ontology annotation, biological process: protein phosphorylation; regulation of mRNA processing; spliceosomal complex assembly. Gene Ontology annotation, molecular function: ATP binding; protein kinase activity.
UGAUCCAUUCCUCCGCAUUCGGCCAAUUGUAGCCAUCGCCUCCGUCCUCCUCAGAUCCGCGUCUCCUCCUCCUCCCCCUCUUCUUCUCUUCUCUCCCUCUUCUUCCGUCGUCUUCUUCUUAGCUCGCUGGAAAGUUGGGAUCCUUAGGGGUGGUUCGUAAGGCAGGCGAUAAAGGCGAGAACUUUCGCAGCGGAGAAAUAUGUCGUACUCUUCGUCGUCGGGGUCUGAGGAGGACGAGGGCGUCGACGCCUACCGCAAGGGAGGGUACCAUGCUGUCAGGGUCGGCGAUCAAUUCGCCGGUGGGCGGUACAUCGCCCAGCGGAAGCUCGGAUGGGGUCACUUCUCCACCGUCUGGCUCGCCUAUGACACCCGAUCCGAGAUUUUUGUUGCUCUCAAAAUCCAAAAAAGUGCACCAGAGUUUGCUCAAGCUGCUCUUCAUGAGAUUGAGCUUCUUUCAGCAAUUGCAGAAGGAGAUGCCUCGAAUUCUAAGUGCAUAAUUCGACUGAUUGACAACUUUAAGCAUUCUGGGCCAAACGGACAGCAUCUCUGCCUGGUAAUUGAGUUCCUUGGUGAUAGCCUACUUCGACUCGUGAAGUACAACCGCUACAAAAGCAUUGGGCUAGACAGGGUGAAAUACAUAUGCAAAUCUAUCUUGGUGGGUCUUGAUUAUUUGCACCGGGAAUUAGGCAUGAUUCACACGGAUUUGAAGCUGGAGAAUGUUCUUCUGGUCUCCACCAUUGAUCCUGCAAAAGACCCAGUUAGGUCUGGAUUUACGCCAAUCCUAGAGCGACCAGAGGGUAACCUAAAUGGGGGAGUAGUGGUCAAUUUGAUUGAAAAGAGGCUAAAGGAGAGGGCAAAGCAGGCAAGGGCAAAAAUCUCUGAGAGAAGAGCAUCAGCUGCAGGUCUUGUACUGAAUGAAAGGAGCUUGGAUGGGAUUGAUCUUAGAUGCAAGAUUGUAGAUUUUGGGAAUGCUUGUUGGUCAAACAACAAGUUAACUGAUGAUAUACAGACUAGACAAUAUCGGUCACCAGAGGUAAUUCUUGGUGCUGUAUAUGAUUGUUCUGCGGACAUGUGGUCAUUUGCUUGCAUGGCUUAUGAGCUUGCUACUGGGGAUAUGCUAUUUACUCCGAAAGGUGGCCAAGGGUAUAGUGAAGAUGAGGAUCACUUGGCUUUGAUGAUGGAGCUCCUUGGAAAGAUACCCAAAAAGAUUGCUACAGCAGGAUCCCGGUCGAAGGACUACUUCGACAGACAUGGAGAUCUCAAGAGGAUCCGACGACUCAAAUUCUGGCCACUUGACAAACUCCUGGUUGAGAAAUACAAAUUUCCGGAGAAUGAUGCUCGUGAAUUCGCAGAGUUUCUUAGUCCUCUACUUGAUUUUGGUCCUGAGAAGCGGCCAACAGCGUCGCAGUGUCUGCAACAUCCAUGGCUUCAGGUUAAAGAUGCAAAACCUGGUGUCGAAAAUAAUGAAACCAAUGCGAAGAAGCUGGAGAUCGGCAUGAGCAAGCUCAAAGUUCAGGUGAAAUGAAGAGCUUUUCGUACAUGGCACACCCAAAGGAUUCUUUUCGCUGGAUGUCAUUACUUUGAUCAAAAUUGGAUCACUAUCAUAACACUGGAGAAAGCAGCUUCAUCACGGUGAACAUGGAGCUAACAACAUACUAUAUAUGUUUUUGUGCAAAAUAUUUUUGUUCUUAUGUUUUUUUGUAUCUGAUCAUUUUGCUAGUUGGUGAAUGAGGGGGAGGGAGUAAGUUUCUUCACAUGGAUUCAUACUGGCCUCAACCAAAAGUUAUCGACAUUGACUAAGCUUCUAUGAUCUUAUUGGUCAGGGUUCAUUUUUGUGUGGACAUCAUCAUUAAUUUGUGUAUUAUUUUCUAUUAUCUGAGGAAUUCCAUUAAUUUAUUUACUUACUA